Molecule: messenger RNA, 1701 nt
Organism: Eubalaena glacialis (North Atlantic right whale)
Lineage: Eukaryota; Metazoa; Chordata; Mammalia; Artiodactyla; Balaenidae
Gene: SLC35G6
Product: solute carrier family 35 member G6
Exons: 6
Coding region: 1-1701 (566 amino acids)
Source: RefSeq, a predicted model, not a curated record
AUGGCCCGGGAGGGCCCUGCAGGACCCCUGGCUGCCACACCAGCCAACAGUGGUGACCAGGAGAGGUUUACCUUGCCCCACAACACAGCAGGAGACACACAAGCUCCAGGACUCACAGCCACAACCCUGCCCCGACGGCGCGGCGGCUCCGGCGGCUUGCAGCGCCGGCCCGGGCUCACACCCGCCCCGCCCCACCCCAACGCGAUCGCGCCCCCCCGGCCGCCGCUGGGUCGGACGCCGUACCCGGGCUCCCUUAGUCGCCCCUCCAGCGCCGUGCGCGCCUGGAGGCGGGGCCAGAUUCAGCCCCCGACCCCUGAGCCCCCAGGUCAACCCCAAGGGGGAGCGGUCGCGGCGCGGGGCGCGGCUCGGGCCCCCGCGGCACCGGGCAGCGGGGAGGGGGCCCGGCUGUUGGCUCCGGCCCGGCUCAUCACCGUGGCCGCCCCCGGCCGCUCCGGUUUCGCCCGCCUCCAGCUCCGGCUCCGGCUCCGCGCCGCCGCCGCCGCCGCCGCCGCCGCCGAGAGGAGGCUGGCGCAGCGCAGCCGGCACAGACACCAGGCUCCGGGCUCGGGCUCGGGCUCGGGGCGAGCGCGCCCGACGGCCUGCGCCCGGACCGAUCCCAGGAAGGGAACGGCGCCACGCAGGGCGGCCGGACGGGUGGGCACCGAGCUAGGCUCGGGCCUGGCUGCAGCUGGCUGUCACCCCUACUUCAACGUGCCCGACUUCACCCAGCCAUCACCGCCCUCCACUCCGUCCAGCCUCCCCUCGCACCAGCGCUGCAGGCCCUCUGAUGUCACCAAGGGCCUGCUCGUGGCCCUGCUGGGUGGGGGCCUGCCCGCUGGCUUCGUGGGCCCCUUCUCCCGUAUGGCUUACCAGGCUUCCCACUUACCCUCGCUGGAGCUGCUCAUCUGUCGAUGCCUCUUCCACCUCCCUAUUGCCCUGCUGCUUAAACUGCAUGGUGACCCCCUCUUGGGACCUCCCGAUGUCCGGGGCCGGGCCUGCCUCCACGCCCUGCUCAACGUCCUCAGCAUCGGAUGCGCCUACAGCGCGGUUCAGGUGGUGCCCGCUGGCAACGCUGCCACCGUCCGCAAAGGUUCUUCCACCGUCUGCUCUGCUCUCCUCGCUCUCUGCCUCGAGAGCCAGCGUCUCAGCGGCUAUGACUGGUGUGGCUUGUUGGGCAGCACCCUGGGACUCAUCAUCAUUGUGGGACCUGGACUAGGGACACUGCAGGAGGGGACCACAGGCCUCUACACUGCCCUGGGCUAUGUGCUCGCUUUCCUGGGUGGCCUGGCGCUGUCGCUGGGCCUCCUGGUGUACCGCUCCCUGGACUUCCCCUCCUGCCUACUGACAGUGGCCUUCCUGUUUGGCUUGGUGGGGCUGGUGGGCUCCGUGCCAGGCCUCUUUCUGCUGCAGACCCCCGUGUUGCCCAACGAUCCUCUGAGUUGGAGCUGUGUGGGGGCAGUGGGGAUCCUCGCCCUGGUCUCCUUUGUGUGUGUGAGUUAUGCGGUCACCAAGGCCCACCCCGCCCUGGUGUGCGCCGUCCUGCACUCUGAGGUGGUGGUGGCUCUGAUGCUGCAGUAUUAUGUGCUCUAUGAGACCGUGGCACCUUCUGACAUCAUGGGGGCAGGGGUCGUGUUGGGCAGCAUUGCCAUCAUCACCGCCCAGAACCUCAGCUGUGAGAGGGAAGGGCAGGUGGAGGAGUGA